AUGGCUCGCGCUCCUUUCAUUGUUCCGGCGCUUAAGAAGCACACCGCGACCGUCAUCAUGGCCCACGGGUUGGGCGACACGAUGGCUCUCGCCCAGAACUGGCGUCGUCGCGGCAAGUUCGACGAGGUGGCCUUCAUCUUCCCCAAUGCGCCCGCGAUCCCGAUCACUGUUUUGGACCUCGAAGACAACCUCCGCACCCAAGAUGAGGCAGGUAUCCUCCGUUCCCGUGACUACUUCAACACCCUCAUCAAGGAGGAGAUGGACAAGGGUAUCAAGGCCUCGCGUAUCAUCCUGGGCGGGUUCUCCCAGGGUGGUGCGAUGUCGCUCUUCGCUGGUGUGACAGGUAAGGAGAAGCUGGGUGGUGUCUUUGGUCUGUCAUCCUACUUGCUUCUGAGCGACCGGAUCAAGAACUUCGUGCCUGAAGAUUGGGUGAACAAGAAGACUCCGUUCUGGAUGGGUCACGGACUCGAUGACGAUAUUGUUCAAUUCAGCUAUGGACAGAAGUCCGCAGAGAUGCUCAAGGCGCUUGGUCUUGAGAAUGUCUCCUUCAACCAAUACGCUGAUCUUGGCCACUCGGCCGAUCCCCAGGAAAUCGAUGAUUUGGAGAAGUUCAUCGAGAAGGUGCUCCCAGCUGAGGAAGGUAACACUUCCGCUGGUUUAUGA
Molecule: messenger RNA, 663 nt
Organism: Penicillium paradoxum
Lineage: Eukaryota; Fungi; Ascomycota; Eurotiomycetes; Eurotiales; Aspergillaceae
Product: palmitoyl-(protein) hydrolase
Exons: 4
Coding region: 1-663 (220 amino acids)
Biological process (GO): protein depalmitoylation
Cellular component (GO): cytoplasm
Molecular function (GO): palmitoyl-(protein) hydrolase activity; carboxylic ester hydrolase activity
Source: RefSeq, a predicted model, not a curated record